Messenger RNA from Selaginella moellendorffii, 1278 nucleotides. RefSeq lists its product as uncharacterized. Lineage: Eukaryota; Viridiplantae; Streptophyta; Lycopodiopsida; Selaginellales; Selaginellaceae. The transcript has a single exon. The record is from RefSeq and is a predicted model, not a curated record. The coding region runs from base 1 to 1278 and encodes 425 amino acids.
AUGGCGGCAGCAGCGGCAGGAGCAGCGGCAGCGGCUGCGCCAGCAUCCUCGUCGGCUACAUUGAUGGAUCAACACGCUAGCAGCUCUGGCUGCUCCUGCUCCUUCUGCCGCCAUAGCUGCUGCUGCGCUGGCGGAUUAUCGGAGGACAAGGCGCGAUUGGCAGCGGCGCUCAUCGCCGCGCGCUCCGGCAAUCACACCAGCGCAAUAGCGUCAUUGGUUUUGUUCGCGGCAUCGGUCGGAGUCAUCCUCGCUAAGCUAGGGUCUUCGUCUUCCAAGGCGCCGCUGGAUCGUCGGGCGAGAGGUCAGAUGCAUUUCUUUCAUAGGAGGAGGCACUAUCAUCUAGGCCAGGUCGUGAAGAGGAAGUCCCGCUGGGAAUGGAGGCCGGUUACUCGCCGAUCCACCGGGUCCCAGACAGUACAGUUCGAUCUAGCCGCCAUUUCAUCCUCCCUCUCGCAAUCCCCCGCGAAGUUUUCUCCCAGUCCCAUGGUCGUAGAGGCAUCGUCUCAGAUCCCCGAAGAGCCCUGUAUCGCUUCCUUGGUAGAUUUCCCUGGCCUUUCCCGCGAGUUAAUGGUAGUAGAAGACGCCCGUCCUCCGGCGCCACCUCGUUCUAGCGAAGACGUCAAGGAUCUCGUCGCUGUUGGAUUGAAGCUGGCUCCACUUCCAAUGGUGGAACUUCUCAGGACAGAUUCUGGCAACGACGCUUCCACCAGCAACGUGACACAUGGUGAUCAGGAACAGGAAGAACAGCAGCAAACUAUGAAUCGAAAGCAGCGAAAGCACUUGAAGAAGAAACAGAAGAAGCUCGUCGCUGCCUCGCGGACUUUCCAGAUUAGCUCGCUGCCGGUGCUCAAGUCAUGGAAAUCCAGCAGCUCACCGCCGCCGCCACCUUCAAGGAAGCUAGUUGCUGCCACCACCCCAUGCAAGAUCUACGACUGUGCCAACAAAAAUUUCGGCCCUCUCGGCUCCUCGUCUUCGAAAGCCAUCGCCUGGACGUACUCCCUCUCAAAGCCUUCCGCCAGGGUCAGUAGCUCUGCUUCCUCUGCGCCACCUUUGCAGCCACAGCCGACUUUCCAAGCGGCAGCGGUGGAAACGAAGGUCGUCCACGAAAUCAGCGAGAUAAGCGAGUCUCCAAAAUCUUACCUGGGGGACUGGACGGACAGUGAGAGCUCCAAGAGAUCAAACUCGGACCCGGAAGAAAUCGAGUUACCGUCCCUCGACUUCGAGUUUGAAGAGGACUCGGAAGAUUACACCUUCCAGCCUAGUGUCCCCAGCCACUAA